Molecule: messenger RNA, 2396 nt
Organism: Grus americana (Whooping crane)
Lineage: Eukaryota; Metazoa; Chordata; Aves; Gruiformes; Gruidae
Gene: HENMT1
Product: HEN methyltransferase 1
Exons: 6
Coding region: 1-1137 (378 amino acids)
Biological process (GO): piRNA processing; siRNA processing; RNA methylation
Cellular component (GO): cytoplasm; nucleus
Molecular function (GO): O-methyltransferase activity; RNA methyltransferase activity
Source: RefSeq, a predicted model, not a curated record
AUGGAUAAGAACUUUCAAGAAGAACAGCUUACAGGAAUUAUGAAAUUUACACCUCCUUUGUACAAACAACGCUACCAGUUCGUUAAAGAUUUAGUGGGGAAAUACAAACCGAAGAAGGUGGCAGAUUUAGGAUGUGCUGACUGCACACUUCUCUGGAUGCUGAAAUUCUGCAGUUGCAUUGAAGUGUUAGCUGGGCUAGAUAUCUGUGCAAGUGUGAUGAAAGAGAAAAUGCAUAGGUUGUCUCCUCUUCCUGUUGAUUAUUUGCAACCGGCUGAAAGAUCCCUAACUGUUACCUUGCAUCAUGGUUCAGUUGCCCAUAAAGAUCCUUGCAUGCUUGGUUUUGACUUGGUAACAUGUAUUGAACUAAUAGAGCACCUGGAAGAAUCAGAACUAAAGAAGUUUCCUGAAGUGGUGUUUGGUUUCAUGGCUCCAAGCAUAGUUGUGAUCAGUACUCCAAAUUCUGAAUUUAACCCUUUGCUUCCUGGAGUGACAUUAUUCAGGCAUCCAGACCACAAAUUUGAAUGGAACCGAGCACAGUUUCAAAGCUGGGCUCUAGAGACUGCUAGAUGCUAUGAUUACUCAGUGGAGUUUACUGGCGUAGGGCACCCACCGACAGGAAUGGAGAAUGUUGGGUUUUGUACCCAAAUAGGUGUGUUUGUUAGAAAAUAUCCUCAAACCAGUGAAUCUGCUCAGUCUGAGAAACCCACUGAAGCCGUUUACAAAACGGUCUUCAAAGCAGUGUAUCCAAGUCUUAAAGAUGAGAAGUACCUGCAGAAUGCUGUGGUCAGUGAAGUUAUUUUCAGAGCACAAAUCAUUAAGCGAAGUCUGCUGGACCGUUUAAUGUCAGAACAUGAGGAAUAUAAUGAUGAUCCUACUGAAAGAAAAUCCAAAUUCCAACCUUCAAUGAACUGUUUUUCAGAAGAUCUUGGAAAACUGGUUGUUGAAAAAAGCAUGGAACCAUUUGUUGAUGGAAAUAUGGUUUAUAUACCUCUUACAGCCAUUUUUUCUUUUCCCAAAGUGAAUCGGCUUUGUGGUACCUUUGAGAAGUUAUGCAAGCUUAUUGCUGGCAAGGUCACACUGAGCAGUGAUGGUUCUGCUGUGAUGCUCAACACUGAACAUGAAAACAAAGAGAAUUAAAUCACAGAUUUCUUUUACAAAGUUCAGUUAAAGUAAAAUAUUUUUUAAGUAGCUGUCAAAUGGUGUUUUCUGUAUGCUAACUAGAACCACAAAAUCUUUUCUAAACCUUCCAGUAUUUAUCCAUCAGCACCCCUCUCAUUUAGUGAGUAGAUGAGUGCUUCUGACAACAAAGAUUGCUGUAACUUGUAGAGUAUCAGGGACUAAAAAGAAAGAAUUCAUUCCCAUGAAAAAACAGUUAAGUAUUUCUGUUUGUUUUCUAUUACCAUGUUGUAGCUAUCAUGACUAGAUUCUUUUUGGUAAUCUUUUGUUAGCUCCAAGGAUAGUAGAUGAUAACACAGAACUAUGUUGUUGUGCUGAAUAAUAUGAGUCAGACAUAGAUUUAGGGUAAAUUUUUUCUUAAUAGAAUAAAAUUAAUAGAUGCCUUUCUCAAGGUGAGCACAUACCCAGUCUUUGUGAAAACCAAAUAUUAUUCCAGACAAAUUGGAAUAUGCCACAAACAUUUAUAACUCAGUAAAUUCAAUACUGGAGAAAAGUGCUGUAAUGUUGGAUGUAAGGUUGGAGGAAGAAAAAAAAAAAAAAGGGUAGAUUUAGCCCUAUUGCUUUAUCCAGUUUCUUGAUAACUGCUGCUUGGGAAAUAACUUGCAUCUUGUAACUUUCCAGGAGCUGAAUUUAAUUAAUUUGAAAACAGUAUCUUUGACUGUUCUGGUUUGGGUGGGGCAGAAUAUCUGUCAUUAUGAAUACUAACCUGGCCAUGGUAUACCUGGAAAAAAAAUAAUUCUGUGUUUUCACGUGCAGCUGUUGUCCAAAAAGUCUUAACACAUUCAGCAGAAAUGAAAGGCAGAGGUGUUACACAUAGUAGAGCUUACUGUCUUGGCCAAGAUGACUUUUUCUUAAGUAGAGCUGAAUUGUAUGUGUAAAUGCACUGUAAGCAAAUGUUAGACCAUGGACUUAUGAAAACAGAAUUUUGAAGCAUGCAUAGGAUUGGCUUGUUCAUACAGGAUUAAUGAAGGAACACACUGCAAUUCUUUUUAAGUUUCUUCACAUACCUGAAAUUUUUUAAGCAGUAAUUUUGAUAUCUCAACUGAGUACUUCUUAUGAGUAAAGAGAUGGUUAAUUAAGAGGCCUCAUUCUAUGUAUGUUUCACAAUGUCAUUGGCAGCUUUGAAUGAGUUAGCGUUAUCAGAAUGGACUUCAUGUUUGUGAAACAUGAACAUUUCACAAUUUUCUGAAAAUAAAAAAUUCUAUGUAAGGGCUGACUGU